This is a messenger RNA of Xyrauchen texanus (razorback sucker), 3280 nucleotides long. RefSeq names its product E3 ubiquitin-protein ligase MARCHF6. NCBI's taxonomy places the organism in Eukaryota, Metazoa, Chordata, Actinopteri, Cypriniformes, Catostomidae. The transcript is spliced from 26 exons. Gene Ontology annotation, cellular component: endoplasmic reticulum membrane. Gene Ontology annotation, molecular function: zinc ion binding. Bases 277 to 3015 code for a protein of 912 amino acids. The record is from RefSeq and is a predicted model, not a curated record.
UCGGAGCUGUAGCAGCCAGUAAAUGUUUGCGGAUCCAGAGGCCACAAACAUGUUCAGCUGAGCCGCGAUAGUCGACCAAGAAGUAGUUUGAUCACCGCUGUCUGUGAGCACGACUCGAAAAAUAGGGUCAGUUCACAGGUUAUGCAGCGUUAAUGGUCGGAUCCCAUUCGUCAUGCAGUAUUUUAGUGUCUUUGUGAGCUAGCUCAUAUUGUGUUUUGUUCCGCGGUGUGUGUGUUAUGUGUUGACUGUAAAGAGGACAGUGCGUCACCAUACAAGAUGGACACUCCCGAUGAAGCUGAUAUAUGUAGGGUGUGUCGAUCUGAGGGAACUCAAGACAAACCUCUCUACCAUCCAUGUGUGUGUACUGGAAGUAUUAAGUUUAUCCACCAAGAAUGCUUGGUGCAGUGGCUUAAACACAGCAGAAAAGAGUACUGUGAAUUAUGCAAGCACAGAUUUGCUUUCACGCCAAUUUACUCUCCAGACAUGCCUUCGCGGCUCCCAGUGCAGGACAUUUUCGCAGGAUUGGUUACCAGUAUAGGCACGGCCAUACGAUACUGGUUUCAUUACACGCUUGUUGCCUUCGCUUGGCUGGGGGUUGUACCUCUAACAGCAUGUCGCAUUUAUAAGUGUCUGUUCACUGGUUCAGUAAGCUCCCUCCUGACUCUGCCAUUAGACAUGCUCUCCACAGAGAACUUGCUGGCCGACUGCCUGCAGGGCUGCUUUGUGGUGACCUGCACCCUCUGCGCCUUCAUCAGUCUGGUGUGGCUGCGGGAGCAGAUUGUUCAUGGUGGUGCCCCUUUAUGGUUGGAGCAGAAUCAGCAGCAACCUGCCAAUGCAGCAGGAUUGCCCAAUGAGGCCCCUGGCCCAGGUAAUGGAGGUGCUGAAAACCAGCCCAUGCCAGCCCCAGCCGAACACCCCGCGGAGAACGCUGCAGCGGCUGAGGCCCCAGACGUUCCCCCUGAUCCUGCAGAAGAACUGGAGCUGGAUAACGAAGAUGAGGAAGACGGAGGAGCUGAAGAUGUGGCAGAUGCCAACAAUGGAGCACAGGAUGAUAUGAACUGGAAUGCCCUGGAAUGGGAUCGUGCAGCAGAGGAGCUUACAUGGGAGCGGAUGCUUGGACUUGAUGGAUCCCUGGUUUUCCUGGAGCAUGUCUUCUGGGUGGUUUCGCUAAACACACUCUUCAUCCUGGUGUUUGCUUUCUGCCCUUACCAUAUCGGCCAUUUCUCAGUGGUGGGACUUGAUUUUGAAGAAUAUGUUCAUGCCUCACACUUUGAGGGACUCAUCACCACUAUAGUUGGUUAUGUCCUUUUAGCCAUCACACUCAUCGUAUGCCAUGGAUUUGCGGCACUAGUGAGAUUUCAAAGAUCACGUCGUUUGUUAGGAGUCUGCUACAUUGUGGUGAAGGUGUCUCUGUUAGUGGUCGUAGAGAUUGGCGUGUUCCCCCUCAUCUGUGGCUGGUGGCUUGAUAUCUGCUCUCUGGAAAUGUUUGAUGCCUCAUUAAAAGACAGAGAGCUGAGUUUUGAAUCAGCUCCAGGGACCACCAUGUUCCUUCAUUGGUUGGUGGGGAUGGUCUACGUCUUCUAUUUUGCUUCUUUUAUUCUUCUUCUCAGAGAGGUUCUUAGGCCUGGAGUCUUGUGGUUUCUCAGAAACCUGAACGAUCCAGAUUUUAACCCAGUGCAGGAAAUGAUUCACCUACCAAUAUACAGACACCUGAGACGAUUCAUACUAUCAGUGGUUGUAUUCGGCUCAAUCGUUCUUCUCAUGUUGUGGCUUCCUAUCCGGAUAAUCAAACACAUCUUAUCAUCAUUUCUUCCCUACAAUGUGAUGCUUUAUAGUGAUGCUCCAGUGAGUGAAUUAUCUCUCGAGUUGCUGUUGCUGCAGGUUGUUCUUCCUGCUUUGUUGGAACAGGGACACACACGGCAGUGGCUCAAAGGUCUGGUUAGAGCCUGGACAGUGACCGCUGGGUACUUACUAGACUUGCACUCUUAUUUGCUGGGAGACCAGGAAGACAAUGAAAACAAUGCUAACCAGCAGGCCAACAACAACCAGCAGCAGCCACGUAACAAUGCCAUUCCUGUGGUGGGAGAGGGACUGCACGCUGCCCAUCAGGCCAUACUGCAGCAGGGAGGCCCAGUGGGUUUUCAGCCCUAUCACCGCCCCAUGAAAUUCCCUCUAAGGAUUGUAUUGCUAAUACUGUUCAUGUGUGUGACGCUGCUUUUGGCCAGCUUGGUGUGUCUUACAUUACCAGUGUUUACAGGCCGCUGGCUUAUGUCCUUCUGGACGGGCAGUGCUAAGAUCCAUGAGUUGUACACUGCAGCAUGUGGGCUGUAUGUGUGCUGGCUGUCCAUCAGAGCAAUUACAGUGCUGCUGGCUUGGAUGCCUCAGGGCCGCAGAGUCAUUCUGCUGAAAGUCCAGGAGUGGACCCUUAUGAUCAUGAAGACUCUGAUUGUUGCCGUGCUGUUGGCUGGAGUGAUUCCUCUGCUCUUGGGACUGCUUUUUGAGCUGGUAAUUGUAGCUCCUCUUAGAGUUCCACUGGAUCAGACACCUCUCUUCUACCCCUGGCAGGACUGGGCCUUAGGAGUGCUACAUGCCAAAAUCAUUGCUGCCAUCACCCUCAUGGGUCCCCAGUGGUGGCUAAAGACAGUUAUUGAGCAGGUGUACGCCAAUGGAAUCCGGAACAUUGACCUUCAUUUCAUCAUCAGGAAGCUGGCUGCACCGGUCAUUGCUGUGCUGCUGCUUUCUCUCUGUAUCCCCUACGUGAUCGUUGUAGGCAUCGUCCCCCUCCUUGGGGUCACUAUGGAGAUGCAGAAUCUGGUGCAGAGGAGAAUCUACCCCUUCCUCCUGAUGGUAGUGGUGCUGAUGGGAAUACUCUCUUUCCAAAUCCGACAAUUCAAGCGCCUUUAUGAACACAUCAAGAACGACAAGUACCUUGUCGGACAGAGACUUGUAAAUUAUGAACGCAAGGCUGGCAAGCCCAACAAUACUACCACACAUAGCAGUUCAGUGCAGGAGUAGAGAGCUUGGGAACACUUUGUAGUCACUGUUUUUAUGUGCAAGAGAGCGAGCGAGCAUGUAUUGCGUGAAUGACUGAAUGGGCCUCCCUCUCCUGCUCUCUCUGCUUACCUGUCACAUCCACUAAGACUCUAAAAACUGACCUGAGUUCUCUGACCCUGCCAGCAAAAGGGGCAAAAGAGCCAUGUAUAUAAAUGGGGAGAAAAGAGUCAAAUCCUAAAAACCAACCAACCAUGGAUUAAAAAGAAUCACUCAAAAAAAAAAAAAA